AUGACAGCAGCGAAGGCCAGUGCGACUCCCAAGAAAGCCAGUGCGCCGGCCGUGGAAGCAGCUUCCAAGAAGCGUGCCACUCCACCUGCGGAGACCACGCUGGUGCCAGCGGAUGGAUUCUUGCCCACCUCACCACUGAAGGUGCCGAAAACAAGUCAGGCUUCUUCCCCAGCCAGUGUCGUGCUGAAGCCGCCGACCCUUCCGGAUGACGAGCACACGGGAGACGGCUUCGAGGUUUUGCGUGCCGUCAUUCCUUAUGCAACUCGGUACAAGUGCCAGCGCACGCUUUCAGACUACCUGCCUUUGGAUGUCAAGGACAAUUCUGGGUACAAGGAAGUCUGGGACUGUGCGCAUGCACAGUCGUCUCUGUUGCAGAACGGCCUCUACGAGGCUGGGUCCGUCAUAACGUGGCUGAAUCCCUUGGAGAAUCACGGCCUGGUGAUUGACGCCCCCAGCUUCAAGCAGAUCGUGCGUGCCGAACAACGCUUGGUGCCGACCUCUCUGAAUGGUGGCGAAGAUCGAAUCGUGUGGCCGGGAAGCUUCCACACCUAUGUCUUCAAGGAUCACAUUCCGGAGGCCUACCCCAAGACAGUGUUUCUUGUGUCCGGGCACGCGAUGGCGGCCGCCUGGUGGGUGGCCAUGAGCAGGUGCCUGGAGGCGCGCGACAUGAAGAGAUUGGCAUUGCUGUGGCAGGCUGGGAGGUCUGUGACCUUCACUUGCUUCGUCGCAAAGGACGCGAAGGACUUGAUUUUUCGAUCGCUGUUUGCCUCGGAAGAUUAUGCGUCAAUGGCAGAGCUCACCGACACUUGGGUUCACUGGUCCGGCAAAGUGAACCAACUCUUGGCCGACCUGCCUGCUGGCAUGAAGAUGGAUGACAAAGAGAAAUGGGGCAAGGAGAAGAAGCUCUCCUUCAAAGGGGGCUCGUUCACGAAGGGCCUCCUGAGUGCAGUGGUGGCUAUGAAGCGCUUCAAUCCUGCAGCUUUGGAGGUCAUCAGGCGCAUCGAGAAGCAGUUUGGCGUGGAUGUAUUCUCUGCUGGGUAUACCAAGCUGACUCGGUUGUCUCAGCUUGCGGCAACCACUCUUCCAUCAGCUGCCGUGGAGGAUGGUAUCACUUUUGCUGUGGAGCUGGCCUAUAUGCAGCUGCUUAGCGGGGCCGCAGUCCCUUCGUUCUACAACACAAAGAACAUGGAAACGAAGGGCGAGAAUGCAGGAUGGUAUUUGACCACACUGGCCAAGUACAGCAUGCUAUCGCAGCUUGUGGGCAUCGCGCAAGGCAUGGGUGAUGCUGCGAAGGGAUUGUUGACAGCCUUGGAACAGAUUUCGAGCCCACGAGACUUCCUCAAGAAGCAUCCGCCAGUCGACGACAAGGAGAACUCCGACGGUGAGGACGGUGCGGCGGCCUUGCCGGGUGCGACCUGCCAGCCUGAGGCUGAGUGGCAGAAGCUCGCAGGGGCUCAGAAGCGUGUGUACCAGCUUGCCCGCGACCUCUACAGUUGUGAGUACGAUCCUGACUUGAUCAAGAUUGCCAAGAAGCCUGCAGUGCUCGAGAUCUUGGCCGAUGGCGAGUCUUUGUUCAAUGGCCUGAACUUGCACAAGGAGUGGUCAGCUGCCCUGAAGGAUUUGGAGCAAUCGGCGGCUGUCGUCCAAGCCAACGAGAGCGCUGCGCCGGGCAUGAGUGUGCGAAGGCUGGUGCGCAUGUCGAGCAACCCUGAGAAGGCGGAGGGUGAAAGGGCCCAGCAGGAGAGAGAGCAGUUGUGGAAGCAGGCGCAAGCCCAGCGUCGCAAGCUGGUCAACCUGGCCGUGGCCCGCACCGAGGCUGAGAUCAUCGCGGUGUGGAACAAGGCCGCCGCGGAGAACGUCCGAAGCUUUUCAGGAACGCUGAACGAGGAGCAUCGCUUGUUCAUCUUCUCAUGCGACUUGUUCGAGGAAAGCCAGGUGAGCCCAUGGACGACCCCCGGAAGCAUCACGGACGGCAAGGCCGAAGCCAAAGUGAUGCUGAAAUGGAUGAAGACAGCUGCUUGCAAGCAGACAGACUUCCUGGUGGGCUUCGACGGACGAUCCGUAGCCAACCGCAGGUGGCUGGAGGAGGAUUUGUCCAUCACCAGCAACAGCUCGACGUGCUGCGAGAUGUCGGUGAUCUUCAAGAAGGACAACGGCAGACCCGGUCGGAAGGUCUUCGGAGCAGCAUCCAGCAAGGAAACUGGCUACCUAUCUGGUCAGGAUGACUUUGUCCUCGACGGAAGUGACUCAUCAACCUACGAGCUGACCUUUGUCGGGGUGCCCAUGCCACCGCUUGUUCAGCUGCCGCGCAUCUGUGAAAGCGACAAAGAGCAGAUCCUAGGAGCCAGCAAGGCUGGCAUGAAGCCCCGCUCCUGGUCGAGGCCAGACGAGUUUUGGGCAGCUUUGCUGGCAGCGACGCGCGCCUCCGUGGUGGUCGACGGGACGCCAGGAGGCGGAACGUUGGCAAGCUGCUGCCUCAAGAAAGGCGUACAGUACUUUGGAUUCACUCGAACCAAAAAACACCUGUCCUGGAUCAGCAAUAUCGUUGAUCUCGAGGCUUGCAGAUGCUGUACCAUGUCAAAGCAUCCCUUGUAUGCUCAGUCCCUCGCGGAGAUGAUCGCAGAGUUCUUCAAAGAGGAACUGAACCCUCAGGAGCCUGAGACACUCAGUGCCGAUGAGGUUUCUGCUUUGGACGGCAGCGAGGAGGCCGAGGCCACGGCUGCCACGGGCUGA
Symbiodinium sp. CCMP2592 is the source of this 2733-nucleotide messenger RNA. The record is from the annotation of a GenBank genome assembly. Lineage: Eukaryota; Dinophyceae; Suessiales; Symbiodiniaceae.